Parnassius apollo (apollo) is the source of this 4380-nucleotide messenger RNA. The record is from the annotation of a GenBank genome assembly. Lineage: Eukaryota; Metazoa; Arthropoda; Insecta; Lepidoptera; Papilionidae.
AUGACUAUCGAGAAAUCCGAAAAGGCUAAUGACUUUGUUGCGAAAUUGAAAGCUGACGGUUCUGAAAAGGACUUCUAUGAUUUGGGAAAAGUUUACAAGGAUUACAAAAAUAUUUUAACUGAUUUACCUGCAAAAGACAAAGGAACCUUCUCGCUUAAUGUGUUAUGUAUACUCUGCAGAAAUUUAGAUAAAGUUCCAGUAUGGCGUGACAAAAUAUCCAACAAGGAGCUGCUAGAGUUAUGUAUAGAUUGCUUGAGACAAACGAGAGCCCUAAACAAACCUGAACAAGUGAAGACACUAGCAUGUGUGUAUCACAUUCACAGGCAUAUUAUUCGACAGAAUACGUCAAUACCUCCUGAGCUUAUGCUGAAGCUAUCAUAUAUGCCGUUUGAAGUCAGCGGUGAUUGUCUCCUGAAAGAAUACUGCAAAACUUAUUGGAGCAUACUUGCAGACCGUUUUGUGUACAUAGAGAAAUUGAAAUCCAGCCGGCUGGCUAUAGUUAAACUAUUACCAAAGUUGACCGAAGAUAUUGCAACUAUCAUUAGUUUGUAUGACCCUGUUCAAUUCUGUGCAAACGUUUUACCAUUUGUUAUCAAAAAAUUGCAUACACUUUACAGUGAUAAUUGUUUCAAGGAAGUAAGAGAGACUUAUAAUAAUAUUUUAGGGUGUAUUGCUUCCAAAAAUAACCUGAAAUCAUUCAAAAAUGCAACGGAAAAAGAAACAUUGGAUUUGUAUAUAAAAUUUAAUGAAUGUUUAUAUGUUAUAGUUGAGAAUGAUUCGAGAUCACAUUUUAAGGAUUCUAAAAUUUAUUGUGUCAUGAGGACUAUGAUGUAUAUGUUCGAGCACAACUCCGACAUAUUCCACUGCUUUCAAACGAUCUAUUUAAAUUGCUUUUGUUGCUUGUUCGAUGAUAAAGUGAACUCAUCCUAUAUGGAAACAGCGUUACAAAGUCUUCAACUAUCCUGCGAGACUACAGAAAAACUGGGAUAUCAAAAAGCGAUGUAUGCUACAUAUCCCUUUGUCGCACAACUUUUAAGACUUUUUAUAGAAUAUUUUGUAACUAACUGCGAUACCAAAAAAUGGGAUGAUAAUUUUGAUGUACAAUUGCAAGAGCAUUGCUUGAAACUGAUUUUAUUUUUGGUAAAAAAACUAAGUAAAACCCAGCAGCUUGCUAAAUGCGAGAACUGUACUGCAAAAACUGGCUUACAUGAUGCACUGCGCCUGACAUUCCUUGUCAGACACUUCGUAAUUAUAUCCAUAAAUCAGCAAUUAAAUAUUACACAUAUUCUACCAUCCUUUUAUGAAGUGGUCAAGUUACAGUAUAUCAUUUUAACGGAACUGAACAAGCUUGGUUGUUCGAACCAGAUGAAAUGCCUCAAGAAGUUACAAACCGACAUACAUAACACGGCAAUCACAUUAAAUAAGGCCCAAUACUAUGAGUUCUCUAUAAAAUUAUUUGAUCUGUACCUCAAAUAUGAAAUAUGCUAUAUGGAAAAUGACUCCGAAUUCAAAAAUAUUGCCAGGGCUCUAUACAAUAAAAGUAUCAGUGAACUCGAUUGUAAAUUAUAUGAAAAUGGAAUAAGGAGCGCUUACUUGAGUUUAGUUUUCUCUGAAACGGACGGGUUGACGUCUGAAAAGUAUAUGAGCUUGGUGAUGGAUAUUAAAGCUAAAGCAUUGAAGAAGUGCGAAGAAGAGAGUGGAACAGAAGGUAAUCAAGAAGACUUGCAGACAAUGACGGUUUUAAGAGCAUGUCAGUCAUUAGAGGAAAAUAAUGAUUAUGGCAAUUUGAAGCCAUUCUUAUCUACAUUAAAAUUUAGCACUCUUCUGAAACACGAGUUCUCCAUGUAUGUGAAACUUUGGCCUUCGAUAGUCCCCAUAGCAGGAGUCUGGACUUCGUUGAAACAACUCUUGAAUCGAGAGCACAGUUCCUGGCUUACAGUUGAAAGCGAAGAAACAUUACUCUGGACUCUGUAUGAAGUUAUGCUGGAGACACCGACGGCUGUUAGGACUAUUCAUUCUGAACACUACAAAACUGUUGUUGCUGAAGAGUUGGAGAGAUUCAAUAAAAAACCAGCAGAGAAAUUCGAAGAGAGAGCAGUGCACGCAACGCUGCUGUUCCUCCAGUCUGAAUAUGAUAUAGCGGAAGCCACUGAGAAGUACGGUUGGAAGGCUACAGAACCGAUCCUGGACCCUGAUCAAGCGCAAGUGCUCAGAACUCUGCCACAGGAGCAUCAAGCUCUGCGUUGUGCUGUACAGGCUGUGCACAUUUGGACUGAAAUAUUACCUCGGUUAAAUGCUGCUCCGGUAACACCACUUCUCCACCACUGCUUGCAAAUCGCCGAAGUAUUCGUCCAGCAGUUCCUCCACACGUAUCGCCACGUAUAUGGUCUCCAACUGGCCCAUGUCUGCUGCGAGCUGGCUCGUCAUAUUGAUGCCAAAGAAGCCUAUAUCCGAAACGCAGGAGUUAUUCUGCUCCAAGCAAGUAGACCAAGCGAUCGGAUCAACCACAUUAUAGCAUUGGCUACUACUUACUGGACUGAGCUGGUGAUGUCCAGGGAAUCUCUGGAGGCUGCACUGGUGUUUGCAUGCGAGCUGGCUAUGUAUUACGAUAAAUGGGGUUCAACCACAACUGCUGCCAAGUUGGUGCAAUUUGCCCAGGCUCGUCUUUUGGAUGCUUGGGAUAAACAUCCAAAUUUAAACAUGGACUUCGCGCUGGGUCGUCUAGUGGAGGCCCAGAGCCAACUGUGCAGGGAUUGUGGCCCGAGCACCAUGAGCUCCGUCAAUGCUAUACAGAGGCAUUUUGUAACCGUCACCAAUCCUGAAUCGCGAUGGUGCAAGCGCAGAUACCGCGGCGUGGCGCUAAAACGUAGCGUGUGCGGGGGCGGAGUCCUAGCAGCGGGUCUGGCGCGGGCGCUGCGCUUGUGGCGACGCGCGAGAAGUGCCGCGGCCGCAGCCCUGCCCGCCUGCAGCGCUCCGCUGGCAGCCAGCCUGCACGCCGCGCUUACCGACGGCAACCACGAAGACGCACAGAUUAAAAUCGACAACCGCAUAAAACACAUCCUGGGGUUGCAGCCAACAAACGAAAUUCAACCUUACUGCCAGCACGCAAACAGCAAAAUCGAACCUUUCACACCAAAAUACACGCCACUGGAGACAAUGCUGGAGAAUGGAGAGUUCAAAAAGGUCCAGACAAGCCCGUCCUUGCCGUGUAUUACAAUACCAACUUUUAAAAUGUCCGAAUUCCUCACACACGACAGAAAGUGCACUUGUUAUGCGUGCGAGGCGCCAUAUUCCUUAAUUCUAGCAUUCCAGACGUGCACCCUGGAAGCUUCCAUGUACUACCGAAGCAAAGAGUUCGAAAUCGCUAGAAGUUACUUCGCCGGCGCUUCUGAAGCGUUGAGAUUGUGCGAAGCGAAGUUGAACGAUUCAUUUCGAAACGCUUCGAAGAAAUUUCAAAAAUACAUCCUGGAUAUUGUUAAGGAUAUGUACAAUAGUGAGAUUAGAAAUAUUGAAGUGGAGAUGCUCAUUGAAGCAUCCUUCUUUGAACUGGCUCAAGAAAAUUAUGACUUGGUGAACGAUAAAGUUGUGAGAAUACAUGAAAUAAUGCAAGAAACCAAACUUAACCCAUAUUUGGCCAAUGAUGUGAACAACCUCCUGAUAGCAACAGCUAGACUUAGAAGAGUGUUCAAGAAGCAUGAAGAGAUUGGCUUGGAAGUGGAAAUGGAGAAUCUAAAACUGAGUCCGAACUCAGAACUCAUAAAGACACCGGAAACCAAAUACGUACCAGAAAAGAACACAAAUAAAGUUGUGAAGGACGAGGAAGUACCAAUUCUGAAACGGAAAGUAAUAAAACUGAAUCUAGAUGAUGAGAGUCCCGAUGAGAAGGAACUAGGCCAAGAAGUUAAGAAACAAGAAUUCAAAAUACCAGUUCCCAUUACAGCGAAGCCGGUUUUGGAGACCAUAACGCCAAGACCGAGCAGGACCAGACCGAAGGUGCUCAUCUCUCAGGCCACUGUGGACUGUGAGGUUACCACCCCGAGCUCAAACGUCAAUGAAAAAUUUUUCACACCCUGCGCCUCGACUCCUGGAGAACAGUUUUUCACUCCAAUGACAUCAUUCAAGACUUAUUCGAGAAAGCGGAGUGGCAUCGUGAAAAACUUGGAGAAUGAGUUCUCCACCCCCAAAGCUGCAGGCGAAAAGGAGAAUAUGGUAAAACCACCAGAGCAACCAAAGACGCGUGCCAAAGUCAAGGUGGACAGUGGAACAGUGAAGAAUCUGAGGGACAAGCGCAGUCUGAAGCGAGCCACCAGCCCGGGCAAGUUGUCCAACGAAACCACAGUCAGGUCUCGAGUGAGGCAGCCGGUGGGCUUGAAGGACUGA